AUGGAGCCUUUGUGUUUCCUACAUUUUCCCGUCUCUCAACCAAAAGAGUCAAGAGGAAAGAGUCGAUCUUCAAGUAAAACAUCAAAAACGAAUUUCAAUAUGGCUUUUGUCCCAUUUGACUAUCAACAAACUGGAUGGCCGAUCGCGAGUCCGUGGAUGUUUGCGCCAAGUGGCAAAGAUGCUCCUGAUAUGCACUAUGAUGAGCUACAAAAGGCUGAUGUUGGGAAAGGAGCGGUUUGCAACACUCCCCGACGAUACUCGGUGACGUUAGAUGUGCACGAGUUCAACCCCUCUGAUUUAAAGGUGCAAACGAAAGGCCGAAAAAUUGUUGUUGAGGGGAAACAUCUAGAAGCCGAGAAUCGAUUUGGAUCAGUGACAAAGUUCUUCAAAAGGAAAUUCAAGUUGCCGAAAGAGUGCGAGCUGUCAUCGGUCGAGUCACGCCUCAGUCCGCAAGGCAUUCUCUGCAUUGAGACGAAGAAAAGAGAACGCAAGGAUUCUCAAAAUGUGCCUAUCGUUCGAGAUUUCGCCGAUCCUUUCGUCGUGGAGGAGCACUUC
Molecule: messenger RNA, 555 nt
Organism: Mesorhabditis belari
Lineage: Eukaryota; Metazoa; Nematoda; Chromadorea; Rhabditida; Rhabditidae
Source: the annotation of a GenBank genome assembly